This is a messenger RNA of Adineta ricciae, 408 nucleotides long. Lineage: Eukaryota; Metazoa; Rotifera; Eurotatoria; Adinetida; Adinetidae. The record is from the annotation of a GenBank genome assembly.
AUGCAAGCAACAGAUUAUCGUCUUGUGCGUACGAAGAUAACUCCGGGAAUUAUGUUUGGUAUUAAACAUUCGGUACUUCCAAAAGCAGUCGAUCAUUACUUUUCAUAUUGGUUAUAUGGACAACGGAAGUCGACAAAGCAAUUUCUUGUGGAUUUACCAUGCUCGACGCCUUGUUUGGCAUGUUCAGGAGAAAGUCCUCAACGAGAAGUUGAUAUUUCAUUAUUAAAUGUCGAUUUUGAUUCAUUCUUGCACUGUUUACCUUUGUUUAAUCAGGCACAAUUAUCUCUACUGUAUUCUCUACUUGACGAUGAUCGAUUAGUUUAUGAGAAUACCAUUCGACAACAGUAUGACAAUUAUAAACAAAUACUACUUGAGAAUUUACAAAAUAAACUUCGUUUUGUUGAAUAA